This is a messenger RNA of Lolium rigidum, 975 nucleotides long. RefSeq lists its product as uncharacterized. The transcript has a single exon. The record is from RefSeq and is a predicted model, not a curated record. NCBI's taxonomy places the organism in Eukaryota, Viridiplantae, Streptophyta, Magnoliopsida, Poales, Poaceae. Bases 263 to 868 code for a protein of 201 amino acids.
GCGUGAGCUGCAGCAGCAUCCUUGUUUCCUUCUGCAGGCAAGGUGUUUGCUUAAAUGCUUCUGAGAUGAGCAUAUGCGCCCUGGGUGGUUCGAGUAUUUGCAGUUUGUUCUCCUUGCCUGUUCAGCUCUAAAAAUGAUUUGCUACCACACUUGUUGCGCUCACAAGUACAUUCUGAAUCAAGAUUACAUUUCAUACAUUCGUCCUGUAUUUUUUAAACCCGCCUUGUGUUAGGAAUUUGGAAUAAAAUUGUGAAAGCAGUAUAUGAAGGGCACUUCUGACUUUACUUUUACCAUGACGCAGGUUAAUCCAUCAUCGAAACAACAUAAAGAGGCUGUCCUAGUACCAAUCAGGAUGAAGUUCAGAGGCGUAUGCAGGAAGCUGUACGAUUACGUGCGGUAUGAUCUCAGAGAGAUUGCGUUCCCGUCUUCUCUGCCAGACCCUCCGGGCACCAAGAGGCGUCCUAAGCUCUCACUGAAUGAGAAAUGGUGCAUCCUCAAGGAGGCAACCAGGCUCUAUGUCGCUUCCUGGGUCAGGGACAUCGGUCCUGAGCUCAGGCCAAAUGAUUACAAGCUCAAAGAGGAACCUGACCCCAACAUCACCGAGGAGGGGAAGACUGCAAGUGAGCCUACCAUGCUUGAGGAUCUUGUGGUGGCAGCGAGGGGUGGGGCAGAGGCCCUGAAGCCUGCGCUGCAUCGCAUAUACAUGGGCCGUGCCUCGGCAUACACGAGUGCGGUGAAGAACUACGUGGAGACCUAUCAAGAAGGGCUGAAGGGUGUCUUGGAUGAGAAGGCUGCUGGAAAAGGUCACCAGCAAGUCAAUGAGGCAACAAAGUCGUCAACAGCACCACCACCGCCAUCAUCAUUGUGAAUUUAUUUGAGUUUACGAGCAAAUAUUAUCGUCAGGAACGCAGCUUAGUUCAUAUACCUACUUGGUCAGAGUUGAUGCUCUUCUAGUUGUGUACAACAGACAUUGGG